CAGGCUUUAUCGCGGGGAGUGGAAGGAAUCGAAAGCAAGUUGAACCCUCGUAAUAAAGAACAGCUGUUACUCUUGAACCCUCGUAAUAAAGAACAGCUUUACACCUUACUGUGGUAUUAAAACAGUAGUCUACAACAGCAUUUGCAAAACGGUUGUCUACCUGACAUAUACAACAAGAAGCCAGAAACAUAUCAUCCACCACCACGGUUACAGUUUUGUAAUACUUGCACGUUUGCUGCAGAUCUAGAUAUGUAAAUUAUAGAUCGUAAUAACUGGGUUGUGGAAACUACGUAUUACUUUAUUACCUAAUUAAGCUGGGAUGUUAAAAUACUUGAAGCAUAAAACAAUAAUGCUUGGUGUUAAUAUGGUGUGUAUAACUGGUUUUCUACUGACAUUGAUGAAUACCCAAGCAAACCAAAGCUGCAGUGAAACUAUAAAAGACAGAACACUAUUGGCUUUGACAGAACGAACCAUCAACAAAUCCAAAGCCACACAGACGGCUUAUACACGUAAAAUUCUUAUAAAAACGUCAUAUCCGAUAGUACUAUCACAACCGUAUAAAAUAAACAAUGAAGGUAUCUGCCGACAUGUUCCAAAGAUAACAUGUAUUGUGAUGGUUCAUACAUCCCUCAACCAUUUUGAAAGAAAGUACAAUUUACGAAAAACUUUUAACUCAACUUAUUACAGUCCAAAUAUUAUCCGUGUCGUUUUCUUAUUGGGACUGACACAUAAUUCAACACUUCAGACUAUGAUUGAAUACGAAAGCUUAGUACAUCAAGAUAUUGUCCAGGGAUAUUUUAUGGACACUUACCAUAACUUAACUAAUAAAGGAGUCAUGGGUCUUAAAUGGAUUACAGAACAUUGCAAAAACGCAGAAUUUGUCGCCAAAAUAGACGAUGACGUAUUUAUGAAUUUCAAUAAAAUAUUUGGAAGCUUAAAAUUUAUAAAAGAUGUGAACAGGUUUUUGGCUUGUAAUAGAUUGGAAGCAGAUACAAAUCCAAUACAACGUGGAAUCAACGAUACAUGGUAUGUACACAGAGAUAAAUUCAAAAGAUUGGAAUUUUAUCCAUACACCUCAUGUAGUGGAUUGGCCGUGUUCAUUUCAAUCGACCUUAUUCCUUUGUUAUACAAAGCUGCAUUAAUAUCGCCAUUUUUCUGGGUGGAUGACUUUUAUUUAUUUGGUAUUUUACUUGCAAAGAUUCACGGUGUUGUGCAUUAUGGAAUAAAUACACAUAUUUCCCUCAAUCAUCAAAGAACAUUCAACUGCUUCUCAAAUUAUGGGAAUAAAUGUGAUUUACUUGUUGGUCUUACAGAUCCAGAUAACAAUCGUACUAAAAUUAGAAUUUGGGGAUGAAAUUGGAAAAUAAAUAAAAACAAUUUAAAUACAA
Molecule: messenger RNA, 1388 nt
Organism: Mytilus californianus (California mussel)
Lineage: Eukaryota; Metazoa; Mollusca; Bivalvia; Mytilida; Mytilidae
Product: beta-1,3-galactosyltransferase 1-like
Exons: 2
Coding region: 320-1354 (344 amino acids)
Cellular component (GO): membrane
Molecular function (GO): hexosyltransferase activity
Source: RefSeq, a predicted model, not a curated record